This is a messenger RNA of Diatraea saccharalis (sugarcane borer), 714 nucleotides long. The record is from the annotation of a GenBank genome assembly. Lineage: Eukaryota; Metazoa; Arthropoda; Insecta; Lepidoptera; Crambidae.
AUGGCCUGCUGUUAUCAUGAAGAUUGUGGAGAAUAUGCCGUUACGCCUAUGUUGAUAGCACCAUGCAUGCCGACCAGAUGCUGCGACGACCCACCUGUCUGCUACCCAUGCUUGCCAACUUGCAAUACAUCUCAGAUUGUGUACUGUUGUGAGAAACAGCGUCCGCGGCGGAGAAGCCCUGCCUGUUGUGAACACCAUCACCAUGACGGUGACAGCAGUGAACAGCAUCAUCAUAGCGGUGACAGUUGCUCACCGCAUCGCCGGCAGAAAUCACAUCAACAUGGUCCCCGGCAAACUCCACCGUGUUCGCUUUCACCAGAUUGCUGUACACCCUGCUGUAAGCCGGUUAAAACUAAAUACGUCAUACCAUGUUAUCGAUAUGAAGACGGACGAAUAAUGAACCAGCCUACGGUUUUGAUGAGACGUGCUUGUGAAGUGGCCGUGGGUGCACGCGAACGUCGUAAACCCUUCGUGAUGUCCACUUAUAAAGCAGACGCCACCAAAGUCGAGCAUCGAUAUCAUUCUGAAGACGAACGGGGUAACUGCUGCUACCAUUUCGAGAGGAAAAAGCAGGAAGUGCCUAGUUGCUGCUCGGUGCCAUCGUGUCGUCGAAGUCCGUGCCACGUCAGCUUGUCCUGCCCCGAGUGCCAAUAUUCAGAUUGUGUGCACGCACGGGCUGUCACCGGAGACAACAGUUGCUGUUUUUACUGUUAA